Messenger RNA from Tachysurus fulvidraco (yellow catfish), 1379 nucleotides. It is a transcript of the gene mogat3b, whose product is annotated as monoacylglycerol O-acyltransferase 3b. Gene Ontology annotation, biological process: triglyceride biosynthetic process. NCBI's taxonomy places the organism in Eukaryota, Metazoa, Chordata, Actinopteri, Siluriformes, Bagridae. The transcript has 8 exons. The record is from RefSeq and is a predicted model, not a curated record. Bases 232 to 1245 code for a protein of 337 amino acids. Gene Ontology annotation, cellular component: endoplasmic reticulum membrane. Gene Ontology annotation, molecular function: diacylglycerol O-acyltransferase activity.
AUGUUUACUAACCAGCGAGAACGUCUCAACAGAUGAGUCCCUCGUUUUAGCACCUCCGGUUCCUGUGGGUGCGGAAGCUGUGGCAGUUUGCAGUCAGAACUUUUCUUAGCCGCUGCACGUGGAUCACAGUGCAGAGGCGCGAGCGCGGGGACGGGAGCGAGCAGGGACGGGGACGGGAGCGCGCAAUCAGCUGAAGCGCAGUGAUUUCUACGGUCAACCAACCGGAGAGACAUGAAUGGAACAGUUGCGUCAGUUGAUGAGAUGGAGAACAGGCAGAAAUCACGAUGGAAACUGUUUCUUGAGGAUAUCAGUGUGUUACAGCUGGUGCUGUCCUUCUUGUUCAUGGGAAUCUCAUGUAUGGCGUUGAUGCUUUAUCUGAUGUUUACUUCGCUGUGGCCGAUUCCCAUUCUGUACUUUACCUGGCAGUUUUUUGACUGGAACACACCUGAGAGAGGUGGAAGAAGAACUAGGUUUGUGAGAAGCUGGCGUGUGUGGAAACAUUUUAAAGACUACUUCCCAAUAAAGCUGGUGAAGACAGCAGAUCUGAGUCCCAGUAGGAACUAUGUUCUGGGUUGCCACCCGCAUGGCAUCAUGAGCAUAGGCGCCGUCUCCUGCUUCAUCACAGAACAUGGCGGGUUUGCACAGGCGUUCCCUGGAAUACGUCCCUCACUGGCCAUGCUGGCUGGCCUCUUCCGCAUACCUCUGUUCAGAGAUUACCUCAUGUUUUCAGGAAUAUUGCCGGUCAGUAAAGAUAGUCUGAAAUACAUGCUGAGUCAAUCCGGUGUAGGCAACGCUAUGGUCAUCAUAGUCGGAGGAGCUGAGGAGUCACUAGCUUCUUCUCCUGGAGUGAACACCGUGGUCAUGAAGCAGAGGAAAGGCUUCGUGCGUCUCGCUCUGGAAAACGGGGCUGACCUCGUUCCGGUGUACUCAUUCGGGGAGAACGAGCUCUUUCCCCAGGUUCUGCUGUCCGAGGGCAGCGUAGGCCGCAGGCUUCAGGCUCUGUUUAAGCAAGUGAUGGGAUUUGCGCCGUGUCUCGUCACCGGGGGACGCUGGCUGUUCCUGCCUUACAGGAGACCCGUCACUACUGUGGUUGGAAGCCCCAUCUCUGUUCCUCACGUAUACAAUCCAUCCGAACAACAGGUGGACCACUAUCACACGCUUUACAUGGAAUCUCUGUCCGAACUCUUCCACACGCACAAAAGCAGCUGCGGUCUGGCCGACACACACCAGCUACGCAUCAUCUAAACAUCACACACACACACAAAGUUGAAUUUUAAUCCUGUAAAAUACACAAGUAUUAUUUUUAAAUGACAUUUGCUGCUUUUAUCUACUUUAUAGCUUUGUAGUUGUUUGCUCUCGAUUAAAUAUAAACAUUACUA